UGCUUUCCUGUGCAGCAUACCGACUCCGAGCCGCACACGUUUUCUUCGUGCUAAGGAAAAACGGAUUUGUCAGCAAUGGAGACCUUCGCCAAGCUCGUCAUCGCCUGCGUCUUCGCUGUUGCGGCAGCGGGCGGCCGCUUUGGUGCCCACCACGCCCUGCAGAGAGGCGGCUUCCGCGGAGGGCCCCUGGUUGCCGCAGCGGCGACACCAAGCUUUGCAGCAGCCGGCGAUUCCGGACCUCCCCAGCCGUACAGUUUCUCCUACGACAACACCGACGAGUUCGGAACUCAGCUUUUCCACAACGAGCAGGGCGAUGGCAGCAACACCAAGACUGGCUCCUACGGUUAUCGGGAUGCCAACGGCCUCUUCCGUACCGUGUCGUACGUGGCCGAUGAAAACGGCUACCGUGCCACCAUCGACACCAACGAGCCAGGCACCGCCCCUGGGAAUAGCGCCGACGCCGUCUUCAACGCCAACCCCGUCGCCAACCCAGUGGCCGCAGCUGCCUCUGCACCCGUGCCUUCAGGCUUCGCAAGGCCCGGUGCGGGAGGCUUCGGUGGAGCUGGCCGCUUUGGAGCAAAGGGCGCAUCGUGGUCUGGCUGACCGCUGUAGUCUUUAUCAGUUACCCAGCGGCACUUCAAGAACCGCCGGAAUGGGAUUAAUACAAGUACUAGGUGAAGACAAACGACAUUUACAUCGUGGAGCCCCAACGCCACUGCACGUGACCAG
Dermacentor silvarum is the source of this 729-nucleotide messenger RNA. Its product is annotated as cuticle protein 10.9. Bases 76 to 603 code for a protein of 175 amino acids. The transcript has 3 exons. The record is from RefSeq and is a predicted model, not a curated record. NCBI's taxonomy places the organism in Eukaryota, Metazoa, Arthropoda, Arachnida, Ixodida, Ixodidae. Gene Ontology annotation, molecular function: structural constituent of chitin-based larval cuticle. Gene Ontology annotation, cellular component: chitin-based extracellular matrix.